AUGAGCGCCAUUAACAAGAUCGCCGCCAACAGCCCCUCGAGGCAAAACCCCUCCGAGCUUGAGCAGAACAUUGCUCAGGCUCUCUUCGAUCUCGAGACCAACACUGCCGACCUCAAGGUUGCCCUGCGACCUCUGCAGAUCGUCUCUGCCCGUGAGAUCGAAGUUGGCCACGGCAAGAAGGCUAUUGUCAUCUUUGUCCCCGUCCCUUCCCUGCAGGGCUUCCACCGUGUUCAGCAGCGCCCGCUAAUUCAUCUCCCCCCCAACAGCCUGACCCGUGAGCUGGAGAAGAAGUUCUCCGACCGCCACGUCCUCAUCCUGGCUUCUCGCCGCAUCCUGCCCCGCCCCAAGCGCUCUGCCCGCUCCCGCAACACCCAGAAGCAGAAGCGCCCUCGUUCCCGCACUCUGACUGCCGUCCACGACGCCAUCCUGGCUGAUCUCACCUACCCCGUUGAGAUCGUCGGCAAGCGUAUCCGCACCAAGGAGGACGGCAGCAAGACCCUCAAGGUCAUCCUCGACGAGAAGGAGCGUGGUGGUGUUGACUACAGACUCGACACCUACUCUGAGGUUUACCGACGAUUGACUGGCCGCAACGUCAACUUCGAGUUCCCCCAGACCGGCAACGCCGAGUUCUAG
Molecule: messenger RNA, 633 nt
Organism: Trichoderma aggressivum f. europaeum
Lineage: Eukaryota; Fungi; Ascomycota; Sordariomycetes; Hypocreales; Hypocreaceae
Exons: 3
Coding region: 1-633 (210 amino acids)
Biological process (GO): rRNA processing; ribosomal small subunit biogenesis; translation
Cellular component (GO): small-subunit processome; 90S preribosome; ribosome
Molecular function (GO): structural constituent of ribosome
Source: RefSeq, a predicted model, not a curated record